CAUUGGUGGCUGCUACUUCCUGCCUUUGAGAAUUUCCCAUAACUUUGGGAACUUCUCCCGUUUGUCUUUCAGUUUCGCAAUCCUUUGAUCUCCCAUUCUUCUACUGGCUUGCUGCCUCGUGACUCGGGAGCACUGGCCUUUGUGGCAUCCGACGACGUUUCCAGGAACGAGGUAGCCUCACUUGCUUCUGAUUCUUUUCGACCGUGGUCCGCGCAACCUUCUGUCGCGAAAAUGAGUGCUUCGAUGCGCGACUUGAUCGACGGCGAGGCCGAGCUCAAUGAGGAGGAGGAUGAUGAGUCAUUUGAUGAGGAGACUGGCGAGUCCCGCGCCAGAGACAAAAAUGCCAUGCUAGAUGACUCUAGUGAGGAGGACGAGGAUGACGACGAUGAAGAGGAAGCCCGAAGGAUUCGGGAAGGUUUCAUUGUCGAUGAGGAUGAAGAGGAGGAAGAGGCUGAAGACUCGGACGAACGCGAGCGUCGCCGGAAAAAGAAGCGUCGCCGUGAGCGCGAGGAGGAAGAGCAACUUGACGAGGAGGAUUUAGACCUCAUCGGUGAAGCCAUACCUGAAUGGGAGCGAAAAUCCCAGGCGCAGACCAAGUUCAAGCGUCUCAAGCGCGGACAUCGAGACGAAGAUCGCGGCAAUGAACGACGCGGUCUCGCAGAUAUUUUCUCCGACGAUGAUGAAGAUGUAGCCGACGAGCGCCCUUACGGCCGGCCGAGUCACCGCGCGCAGGCAGAUGAGUUCGACGACUUCAUCGAGGACGACUAUCCAGAAGAUGAUGAAGAGCGUAUCAGGCGCCAAGAUGACAUUGAAGUUGCUCGGCCUAGGGACAAGGGUCUUGCCCCUGGGGUAACUGGGCUGGACGAGGACGCGCUCGAAGAUAUGGAGGCUAUCUUUGGCAACGGAGAAGACUACUAUUGGGCUCUGAAUAUGGAACAAGAAGAGAGCGAUCGUGAGCGUGAGGAACAGAUGAUCGAGCUCAAGGAUGUCUUCGAACCAUCACAGCUCCAAGAAAAGCUUCUUACGGACGAGGACAACGAGAUCCGCAUCAUUGACGAACCGGAGCGGUUCCAGCUCGACCGCAAGCCCUUCAAAGAACAGCAAACGUCGGCCGAGUACUUUAAAGAGGAAGCCCGUUGGAUCACGAACCUCAUGUGGCCUCAGAAGCAAUUACCUAGCGAUCUACACGGCCCGUUCAACAAAGCCAUUGGCAAAGUCCUCGAAUUCUUUGUUAUUGACGGAGUCGAGGUCCCGUACGUCUUCCAGCACCGGAGAGAUUACCUCAUCCACGCCAAGAAGAUACGGAAUCAGGAUAGCCACGACCACCCCGAUGGCCCCGAGUACACCAUUGACGCUGAAAAGCUGCUUACACAGGAUGAUUUGUGGCGCAUCCUGGAACUGGACAUCAAGUUCCGGUCCCUGGUCGAGAAGCGAACGGCGCUCGAGAGGUCGUAUGAUAAGCUGAAGGAGGCCGGUGUACAGGACGAUAUUCUCGACGAAAUGACGCAUCAGGCGGCGACAUUGGAGGAGUUGCAAGACCUACAGGACUACUUGAACUUCCAAUACUCGGCCCAGCUCAAGGACAUUGCUGCGGCGACUGAUGGUGCCUCCAAGGAGAUUAAACGGCCUGGCGCCAAGACGGCUCUCUUUGAGCGAAUCCGAAGGUCAAAUGCCUACAAGUUUGUUAAGGCCCUGGGUAUCUCUCCGGACCGCCUCGCCCAAAACGCCCUUCGAGAAGGCAAGAAGGUGUCUUCAGAAGAUGAAGCCAAACUGCCCGUCGACCUUGCCGAUUCUCUAGUUGACGGUGAAUUCCCUACCGCGGAGCAAGUGAUCAAUGCUGCUCGUCAGAUGUAUUCCGACGAACUCUUCUUUAGCCCGCGCAUGCGCAAGCACUUCCGCAUUCAGUACUACCAGAUGGGCUCCGUGAGCUGUCGCCGGACGGAGAAGGGUCUCCGGAAGAUCGAUGAGGCGCACCCCUACUACGAAAUCAAGUACCUAAUCAACCAUACCAUUCGAGAUCUGGCUGUCCGGCCCGAAAUUUUCCUCAAGAUGAUGAAGGCUGAAGAAGAAGGCCUUGUCGAGGUCCGCCUCACCUUGGAAAACGAGCGCGAGUUCCGGCGACAACUCUACAGCGAAUUUGCCUCGGACAACUUUAGCGAUCUCGCCGACUCGUGGAAUGCGGAGCGCCAGAAGGUGCUGGACAUGGCAUUUGGCAAGCUUGAAAAAGUGGUUGCCAAAGGCGUAAAGGACUCGCUUCGGACAGCUUGUCAGGAUGAGCUGCUCAAGACGUGCCGCGAAGAGUAUUUCAACCGGCUCGACCAGGCACCUCUCAAGCCCAAGGGCAUGGUGCUUGGUACGACACCGCGCGUGCUCACUCUUUCCAACGGUAUGGGUGAUCCGAAUCGUGAUCCCGUGUGCUGGACUUGGGUGGAGGAAGAUGGCAGGGUCCUAGAGCAUGGGAAAUUCGUCAACCUUGCGCGGGACGAAAGCCAGCGAGAUGCUUUUGCCGACUUGGUCCGCCGGAGAAAUCCGGAUGUUGUGGGCAUAUCAGGUUUUUCAGCGGACACGCACCGAUUGGUGAAGGACGUUGAGGCUCUGAUCAGCGAGAAGGGCCUCAUGGGCCCAGAAUACGAAGAUCCCGAGAUGAACGAGUACCGCAGCGAUCUACUCGAGGUGGUAAUAGUGAACGACGAGGUGGCACGCCUGUACAAGGACAGCCCGCGCGCGAUCGCCGAGCACCCGACCUUGAACCCACUCACUCGGUACUGUAUCGCGUUGGCCAGGUACAUGCAGAAUCCUUUGAAGGAGUAUGCGGCCCUAGGAAAAGACGUGACAUCACUCCUGAUACACCCAUACCAGCAGUAUCUCCCCCAAGACAAGUUGUACAAGCAUAUGGAGACGGCCAUGGUGGACAUUGUCAACCUUUGUGGCGUGGAUAUCAACGAAGCGAUGGGAGACAGCUACACUGCCAAUCUCCUGCCUUACGUCGCCGGUCUUGGCCCACGCAAGGCUCAGCUGCUCAUCAAGGGCAUCAACGCGAACGGUGGGGUUGUCAAUUCGCGUGAUGAGCUGGUCGGUGAUCCGGAACGGCAUAAGAUUCCCGUGCUAGGUCCCCGGGUGUGGAACAACUGCGCCAGCUUCCUCUACAUUGAGUACGACGCUACCAAUCCCGACUCGGACCCCCUGGACAACACGCGCAUUCACCCCGAAGACUACGACUUGGCACGCAAGGUGGCAGCGGAUGCGCUUGGCUUGGACGAAGAGGACGUCAAGGCCGAGACAGACGAGAACGGCCCCGGGGCGAUCGUGCGCAAACUAUUCAGGGAGGAGGAGCAGGACAAGGUCAAUGAACUGAUCCUGGAGGAGUAUGCGGAGCAACUGCUGCGAGAAUAUCAGCAACGCAAGCGAGCCACCUUGGAGGCGAUCCGAGCCGAACUAAUGGGCCCUUUCGAAGAGCUCAGGAAAAACUUCAAGGUGCUGAAAACGGACCAGAUCUUUACCAUGUUCACGGGGGAAACGAGGGAGUCUUUCUGCGAGGGCAUGAUCGUCCCGGCGAACGUCCGCGUCGUCAAGGAUGACUUUGCCAUUGUCAAACUGGAUUGCGGAAUUGAGGGCAGGAUCGAGGCACACGAGGUGUCUUACCGGCACUCGAUCAAGGACAUGCUCCAAGUUGGGCAGACGGUCCAAGCAAAAGUGGUGGAAGUCAACCGCAAAGACUUUGUCUGCAAGCUUUCCAUGAGGGAAGAAGAGCUGCGGAGGCCAUACCGGAGGCAUUUUGACUACGGGCGCGGGCAAUGGGACUUUAAGCUUGAGGAUGAAGACCGGGAGGAGCUGCGGGAGAAGGACAAGGUCACGGGCCGCACGCAGAGGGUCAUCAAGCACCCGCUGUUUAAGCCGUUCAACGGCAUCCAGGCCGAAGAGUACCUGGGUGGGCUACCACCGGGCGAAGUGGUCAUCCGGCCAUCGUCCAAGGGCAAUGACCACUUGACGGUGACGUGGAAGGUUGCCGACGGCGUCUAUCAGCACAUUGAUGUGCUCGAAUUGCAGAAGGAAAACGAGUUUUCGGUUGGCAAGGUGCUCCGCGUCGGCAGCAAGUACUCGUACUCGGACCUGGACGAGCUUAUUGUGGACCACGUCAAGGCCAUGGCCAAGAAGGUGGAGGAGCUCAUGCAGCAUGAGAAGUUCCAGAAGGGGUCGCGCAGUGAUCUUGAGAAAUGGUUGACGACGUAUAUCGAUGCCAAUCCGAACCGGUCCACAUACGCCUUCUGCCUAGACACCAAGCACCCCGGGUACUUCUUCCUCUGCUUCAAGGCAUCACGCAACUCCAAGGUCAACGCAUGGAUGGUGCGUGUGAUUCCGCACGCCUACGAGCUUCUCAAGAGCCAGUAUCCGGACAUGCGCGCGCUCUGCAAUGGCUUCAAGUUGCGGUACCAGAGCGAGAUGCUCAAGAUGCAGUCAGGCGGCGGGAUGAGGCACUAAUAAGAACGGUUGGCCCAAUACGAGGGCACCUUAUGUUUUGUACUGUACAUAAUCUAUCUGGGAUGAAUUACUUGGCGCGUUGGGAGGGUCUCAACAGUAUGAUUCGAGGGUUCCGCGAAGGGAGAUCUGGGUAUGCCGCGCAAACUAAAUUAAAGACAUAACUCAAGCCACUUACAUACUUCUUCUGUGGUGCAAUGAGAGAUUGCUGCUGGAACCCAAGUCAGAAAUGCGAGGUGAUGCGCACUGGAUACGGAUAGGGAGGAACCAUUUGCGAUGCUGCCUGGACAACUGAAAUCAGGGGACCUGUGUAUGUACGGAGUAUAACGACAUUAUUGAACACAUUGAUAGUAAAAUGUAA
Molecule: messenger RNA, 4837 nt
Organism: Canariomyces notabilis
Lineage: Eukaryota; Fungi; Ascomycota; Sordariomycetes; Sordariales; Chaetomiaceae
Product: transcription elongation factor Spt6
Exons: 4
Coding region: 232-4479 (1415 amino acids)
Biological process (GO): transcription elongation by RNA polymerase II; nucleosome organization; transcription elongation-coupled chromatin remodeling
Cellular component (GO): transcription elongation factor complex
Molecular function (GO): nucleosome binding; DNA binding; histone binding
Source: RefSeq, a predicted model, not a curated record